GAGAGUCAGGAUCAGGGUGGCGGUGCGACCCUCUUUAUGAGGGGGGGUCUGAUUCUAACAACAUAUAACACACCAUAUAUGCAUGCCCAGGCCGCUCAUAUGCCGAGUAUAAGGAUUUUGGUAACCAUCUAGAUUUAUACCAAUACAUCUCCAAAAUGCCUAUUUUACUCUUCCUGAUAGACACGUCCGCUUCUAUGAAUCAGCGCACUUAUUUGGGUACGACGUAUCUGGACAUUGCAAAAGGCGCGGUUGAGAUCUUUAUGAAGCUGCGUGCCCGAGACCCGGCUAGUAGAGGCGACAGGUACAUGCUAGUUACAUUUGACGAUCCGCCAUACGGAGUAAAGGCGGGCUGGAAAGAGAACCAUGCCACUUUCAUGAGUGAACUGAAGAACCUGCAGGCAUUUGGACUGACCACUGUUGGGAACGCUCUUCGAACCGCCUUCGACCUGCUCAAUCUCAACAGGCUGGUAUCCGGCAUUGACAACUAUGGCCAGGGUCGGAACCCUUUUUUCCUGGAGCCGUCAGUCAUCAUUACCAUAACAGACGGGAACAAGCUGACGCACAGCUCUGGAGUGUCAGACGAGCUUCACUUGCCACUACAUUCACCGCUACCCGGCAGCGAACUAACCAAGGAGCCAUUCCGCUGGGACCAGCGCCUCUUUACCCUGGUGCUGCGCAUGCCUGGUGCGGCUGUGCCCGACACGGAACAGCUUGGCAGCGUGCCCAACGACGAGUCAGCCAUCACCCAGAUGUGUGAGGUCACCGGAGGUCGCUCGUAUUGUGUUCGGACACAGAGGAUGCUGAACCAGUGUCUGGAAUCUCUAGUGCAGAAAGUUCUGAGUGGAGUUGUCAUUCAUUUUGAGAAGACUGGUCCAGAUCCAGCUCCAGUGGGAGAAGAUGGCCUGCCGGAUCCUGCGCGGCCUCUGUCAUCAUUUAGCCCUCAGCCUUGGCACAGCUGCCACAAACUCAUCUACGUUCGACCAAACCCCAAGACUGGUGUCCCUGUUGGUCACUGGCCAAUUCCAGAAUCUUUCUGGCCUGACCAGAAUUCCCCCACCCUGCCUCCACGCUCUGCCCAUCCAGUGGUACGCUUCUCCUGUGUUGACUGUGAGCCCAUGGUGAUCGACAAGCUGCCCUUUGAUAAGUACGAGCUGGAGCCGUCACCGCUCACGCAGUAUAUCUUGGAGAGGAAAUCCCCUCACAUGUGCUGGCAGGUAUUUGUGAACUGCAGUGGCAAGCACAGUGAAGCAGCUCAGCCCUUCGGCUACCUGAAAGCCAGCACCACUCUCACCUGCGUCAACCUCUUCGUCAUGCCUUAUAACUACCCCGUCCUCUUACCACUUCUCGAUGACUUAUUUAAAGUGCACAAACUGAAGCCAAACCUCAAGUGGCGGCAGUCCUUCGAGUUGUACUUGAAAUCCAUGCCUCCUUACUUUCUGCUGCCCCUAAAGAAGGCACUUAGGAUGAUGGGAGCUCCAAAUCUCAUUUCUGAUAACAUGGACUGUGGCCUCAGCUACAGCGUUAUUUCCUACCUGAAGAAACUCAGCCAGCAGGCGAAGAUCGAGUCGGAUCGGAUGAUUGUGUCUGUAGGUAAAAAGCCCCCACAGGAAACGGGCAUCAAGGUAAAGAAUCACUCAAGCACUUUGUCUCUAGCUCACCGACGCGACUUCAAACAGCUGCUGCAGGGCAUCACGGGUGAGGUGCCCCUCCGCCUCAACGACAUCAACUUCAAAGAGUUCGCUGGAUUUCAGAUCGCACUUCUCAAUAAGGAUGUAAAGCCGCAGGGAUAUAGAAACGCGUACGAUAUCCCCCGGCGAAAUCUUUUGGACCAGUUAACGAGAAUGCGCUCGAAUCUUUUGAGAACUACACAAAAGCUCAUCAGGAGCCAAGACGAAGACUACUUGCACAGUAUUCCAGUGGGUCAGAUGGGAAACUAUCAGGAAUAUUUGAAGAUGAUGCCAUCCCCCUUACGUGAAAUUGACCCUGACCAGCCAAAACGUCUGCACACAUUUGGCAACCCCUUCAAACAGGACAAAAAGGGUAUGAUGAUUGACGAAGCAGACGAGUUUGUCACAGGUCCCCAAAACAAGAAAAGAGGAAACCCAGUGGAGUCUAACUCCGGUGCGGCGCCGAAGAGGCGGCGGAGCAUGUCGCCUCUACUGCGCCGGCCCCAAACUCCACCUAUCAUUACCAACCAUGUGGUGGCCAAAGGGUCUGCGGUGGCACAGGGCCAGCAUGGCCUGAUUAAGCCCAUACCUCUGCACAAAGGAGCAGAAGGGAACAGCACGGUUGUUACAGAAAGCAAUGGUGAGGGAGUGCUGGGUGGAGAAUCUGGAGAGAGCUGGUCUGGAGGACUGGAUGGAGUUGGUGUAGGAACUGUAGUACACUGUUUGGAAGAAAAAGAGGGAAUGAAAGUUACUGACGGAGGAGAGGACAGGGUGAUGUCGGAGAACAGACUGAAAGACGAGAGUGUGGAUGACAGACCCUCGGAAGUACAGCAGAACUGUGAGAAUUUAAGUCCUCCAAAUCAAGAAGGGGUGAAUGAGGGGGCUGAGGAAGACUCUUCUACACAAGCCACAAUCAUUAUGGUUCCUGUAGAGGGAAGCAACGCCGAGCUGCGCAUGCAGAUCAUGAAAGCUAUCCGAAAGCCUGGACGCAAUUAUGAUGGCAUAUUUAGGCUGCUAGAGGAGGUGAAAGGACCGGCGGCAGUGCAGAGGUACUUUAUUCAUCAUGCCAUCAAAGAAGCAGCCAGGUUUAAGAAGCGUGUGCUGAUCCAGCAGUUGGAAACUGCUUUAGAGGAGAUCGAGGACGGACAAGCGAUGCCAGCCCAAGUUAACAACAUCCACGGCAGAUAGUGAACCUUCCUAUCUCUCUAGCAACAGAGAGUGUGUACACACAGAGAGGUGGCCGAGCCAGGCGCUUAAGCGCGCCCGGUAAAGGCUAUACUGUUUCAGGAUCUGUCAGAAAGACCGAUAAGACAAAAAAAGUAGAAGGGAAGAGGAAUGAAAGAGCGGAACUCCACUCCAUUCUCGUGUGAUACCGAGUUACUGAAGUCAUCGUGUGUUCGGAAGUCCUUCCACAGAAAUAGAGGUAUAGAGGUGCUGUAUGACACCAUCGUCACUGGUCAACGGAGGACCCCAGACAGUCAUAAAUACAUGAAUAUAAUCUUCAACAAAGGAAAGCCUUGCCCAAUGUGUACUAGUUGAAGAGAGAGGUUAUGCAAAGCAAUUGUCUGACGGUAGAUGUAUAUCCUCUGAUAUUUGACCUAGGCGUCAGGGCAACGUGGUGGGUACAUUUGAAUGGUGAGCUCCAGAACGACAAGCACUCUUGGUAAAGGUGGACAAAAAAUGUCUUUAUGGUUAAUAAGCUCAAUCUUACAGUAAGAAGAUGAGAGAAGUGUAAAGAAAACCAACAGUCCCAAAACAUCACAGUGGGGAUCAUGUUCCGUUCUGUAUAAACACCCUUCCUUUUACACCAAACCCAUCUAAAGUUCUCUUUUUGUCUCAUAUGAGGCAAAAACCUGGUUCCAAAUUUCCAAAUGAGCUCCAGGAUCUUACAUUUGGGGUAAAAUGAAAGAAAAGCCUUUCUUCUAACAUGCUUUGCAAAUUAUUUGUUGGCUUUAACCUGCCGUUUAAUACCUUUGAAAUGGCAAGUUUCCUUGAAAAGUGAUCCAUGAAAUUUCUCUUUAAAAAUCCUCACUGUGCAAGGGAGGAAAAGGAUUUUCUUCCAGCCUGGAUCAUUACAGUUUGGAUGAUUUAUACCUAAAUACGUCCCUAACAGUGGAUAUGGACAUUUUUAUAUCCAUUUAUUUAUAAAGACUUAUACAAGUAUUUCUCAUUUCAUUUGGCCUUUGUCGUUUCUAAACACUCCAGUGAACCUUACAGUAAACACCUCAUAAGUGGUGUUUUUAUUUGCUUUAAUCAAAGUUUCUCUCAUAUAUUUCUCAUAUAUGUUUAGCAUAAGAUUGAACUAAUUUAUCACAAAGACAUUUUUAUAAGCUGGCCCUGACUGUACGAGGCUCAUAAGGUUUCAAAACAGUCCAAGGGUGCCGAAGUUAUAUUUUCCAAUUCGAGACCACGUAGGAGCAAUAAUCCUGAUAUUAACAGGACACUGAGCUCAGUCUUUCUACACACUUUAAAAUCCAAUGCACUUACAGGUUGCAAUCAACCUUUUUUGAUAAAAUGUCCACAUAUGAUGUGGAAGCCGGUAUAGGAUUCCUGUACCUGAUUUGUCUCUGUUAAUUGUAACAUGCAAAGAAAAGUGACGCAACAGGACCGGUAAAAUAAUGCGAGCUUUUACCUUCGGACUCUUCAGAUCGUCUCGCAUAAUGCAACAUCUUUAAGCAAUAGGAUCCAAUGAACGUCAAGACAGCUGUUGUACAUGGAUUCGGCAGCUGGCUUCAUGAUGCCACUUUUAUUCAGACUGAAUAAGAAACAUUGUUUAGAAGCUCUACAACCCACUCAACGUCACCUGUUCCUUACCAAGUGUGUGCUUUGCUUUCGCCGGACUCUUUUCACAUGCUAAAGCUACCUUAGUGACCACAAGGUUGUUCCUUUUGUUUAUUUUUCAAAAAAGAUGUAUAUGACUUUUUGACGUUCAUAAAUAAUAUAGAUUAUUUUUGGAUGGUAUUCUUACCAGAACAUAAGAAUAUUUUAAGAAUUGUACAAAACAUUUUUUUAACUUUGUUAUUAUAAAUAUAUAUAAAAGGAAAAAGUUUUAUGAUUUUUUUAUGAAAAACAAUGAAAAUAAAACAAACAAAAAAACGUUA
Molecule: messenger RNA, 4768 nt
Organism: Trichomycterus rosablanca
Lineage: Eukaryota; Metazoa; Chordata; Actinopteri; Siluriformes; Trichomycteridae
Gene: ints6l
Product: integrator complex subunit 6 like
Exons: 18
Coding region: 156-2855 (899 amino acids)
Biological process (GO): snRNA 3'-end processing
Cellular component (GO): integrator complex
Source: RefSeq, a predicted model, not a curated record